This is a messenger RNA of Ricinus communis (castor bean), 1534 nucleotides long. Its product is annotated as putative F-box protein At1g12190. Gene Ontology annotation, molecular function: protein binding; 2 iron, 2 sulfur cluster binding. The record is from RefSeq and is a predicted model, not a curated record. The transcript is spliced from 2 exons. Bases 1 to 885 code for a protein of 294 amino acids. Lineage: Eukaryota; Viridiplantae; Streptophyta; Magnoliopsida; Malpighiales; Euphorbiaceae.
AUGCUAGUAUGUGACUCGGACAAAAGAGUGCCACAUGCAAAAAAGAGUAACGUUGUUGAUGUUGUUGUUUGGUGGGAUAGGAAAGAGAACUCUUGGAAAGUGUUUGAUGAUGUUUGUCCUCAUAGAUUGGCACCAUUGUCUAAAGGAAGGAUUGAUCCAUGGGGAAGACUGCAGUGUUUUAAUGGUUCUGGUGAUUGCAAAAUUUAUUCCUCAGGCUCCUCAAGAUGGCCCCUCCGAUGGAGCCAAGAACUGGUGAAGAACCUUUCUCUAAAAAGAAACUGUCAUCACUCAUGCACAGAAUUACCGCUACAUGUCAUAGAAGGAAUUCUAAUCAGGCUACCUGUUGGGUCUCUUAUUCGGUUCAAAUCAGUAAGCAAAUUAUGGUAUUCCACAAUUAAUGAUCCCAACUUUAUAAGAUAUCAGGUCAGCCAUGUCUCGUCUGUCGAGUAUAAAGAUUCCAAUGGCUUCAAGAACCUCCUUCUACAUCCGUUAAUAAGAAAUCCCUUAUAUGGGUUUCGCUCCGUAGAUUUCGUUGCUGAAGGGGACGAAAAUAUUCUGAAACAGAUUCCUUUCACGCAUGAUCAUCUUAUAGAUCCAUUGUUUGUGAAAUACCCUUUGAUGAGGAUAUGGUCGACUUCUUCUUGUGAUGGUUUGGUAUUAAUGGCAACAGAUAAAGAUUACAUCACUAUAUUGAAUCUAUCGAUCAAACAAGUUAAUAGAAUUCCUGUACCUGGAAAAGUUUGUGGUGAUGUGUUUGGACUUGGCUACGACUAUCGCAGUAAUAACUACAAAAUUUUCAGGGUUCCUUCGGGUAUUCCACAUAAAAAAGUUUCGGAUGUCGACAAAAACAUGGUUCAGAUCUACUCGUUUGAAACAAAUUCAUGAAAGAAGAUGAUGAUAGAAGAAGAUGGAUCAGAUUUUGAUUUUCCUUAUCUACCUCUAGAUAGGCAUGCAACUACUGUAAACAGGCGUCCUCACUGGCUAACACAUCAAGGUAUUGUAAACCAAUACGUUGUUUUAUAUUUUGAUGCAGCAAAAGAAAUUGUUGGGGAGAUGCGGCUGCCUCCACUUGACCCACCUGCAACAUUUGAACCUUAUCAAAGUAAAAAAGACAUAGCUUUGAGGAACUUCAGAGGAUCCCUUGGCUUAUCAGAAUUUCAAUGGCAUAAUAUUGUGUUAUGGUCAAUGAGAGAGUAUGGAGUUAAUGAGUCUUGGAUAAAACUCUUCACUGUCCCUUUUCCGAUACGACCGAAUAAUCUUCAACCUUCUAUCAAGAAGCCAUUGUUCAUCACAAAAACAGGAAAAGUUUUAUUUGCUCCAAUGGAUAUGAAAGUCCUUCUUUGUGAUGGUAAGCAUAACAACUUGUGUAGAGACUCUUGUUUCACCAUUUGGUGGCAAUGCCAAUGGAAUCCAAUUAUGAAGACCUGUAGCAUAGGAUAGCAUAGACUUUUAUACUGUCAAGCUAUUAUUGUUAUCAUUUUUACUUCUUUUUUGCUUAAAGAUUCUAUAGAAAGUUGAGUUUGUUCAACAUUAA